This is a messenger RNA of Papilio polytes (common Mormon), 1579 nucleotides long. RefSeq names its product beta-1,3-glucan-binding protein-like. The transcript has 8 exons. Bases 40 to 1521 code for a protein of 493 amino acids. The record is from RefSeq and is a predicted model, not a curated record. Lineage: Eukaryota; Metazoa; Arthropoda; Insecta; Lepidoptera; Papilionidae. Gene Ontology annotation, molecular function: carbohydrate binding; hydrolase activity, hydrolyzing O-glycosyl compounds. Gene Ontology annotation, biological process: carbohydrate metabolic process.
AAAUCAUUGCGCCGUCGUCCGUCAUCGAAGUCGGACGUCAUGGCGUGUAAAUCUAUUAUCGUGAGUGUUUUAGCAUGGGCUGUGUGGUGCGAUGCUCAAGCAAGGGCUCAGAAGUACACAGUACCUCCUGCAAAAUUAGAAGCUAUUUAUCCUCAAGGCCUCAGAGUUUCGAUACCAGAUGAUGGUUUCUCCCUCUUCGCUUUUCACGGUAACCUCAAUCAAGAAAUGGAGGGCUUGGAGGCCGGACAAUGGUCUAGAGACAUCACCAAAGCAAAGAACAAUAGAUGGACGUUUAGAGAUAGGAAUGCUAAACUAAAGCUUGGAGAUACAAUUUAUUUUUGGACGUAUGUUAUCAAAGAUGGAUUAGGUUAUAGGCAAGAUAAUGGAGAAUGGACAGUUACUGAGUUUGUGAACGAGGACGGAAAUCCAGUUGAUGGACAAGCGACGUUAUCCCCAAACGUGCCACCAGUGGUAUCCCCAACUGUCACAACCGCACCAAACAUCCCAACGAGAGGCACAUCUGCCCCGCCCUGUCAAGGUUCUGUGACCGCCGUGCUUGGUCGCACUAACAUUUGUAAAGGUGCAUUACUCUUUAAUGAAGAAUUUGAUAAGAAUAAUAUCAAAGAUUUGGUUAAUUGGGAUCCGGAAAUUAAAUUUCCUCAAGAGCCGGACUAUCCAUUCAACCUGUACAUGGCGGACGGCACUCUCAGUGUAGAAAAUGGGAUCUUGUCUAUAAAUCCAGUACUUCUUGAAUCUAAAUACCACGAGGGCUUUGUUAAUGAACAACUGGAUUUGUCUAACACAUGCACUGGUCAAAUCGGCACCAGGGAGUGUAAACAAGUCGCCUCAGGAGCACAGAUCUUGCCGCCAGUGAUCACAGGGAAAAUCUCAACUAGGAACAAGUUCAAUUUCAAGUUCGGCAGAUUGGAAGUCCGUGCUAAGCUGCCCAGUGGAAGCUGGAUAACACCAGAGAUAACAUUAGAGCCCCGUGACAAAGUUUACGGCGAUAAGCGUUAUGAGUCCGGUCUGAUCAGAAUCGCCUUCACCAAAGGGAAUGCGGUCUUCGCGAAGAAGUUGUACGGCGGACCGGUUCUGUCCGACUCUGAACCAUACCGCUCCUUCCUCAUGAAGGAGAAGAUAGGAAUUGACAGCUGGUACAAGGACUUUCAUAACUACAGCUUGGUGUGGAAACCAGACGGCAUGCAGCUGUUUGUCGAUGGAGAAAUGUACGGCACUGUGGACCCUGGUGAAGGGUUCUAUAAUACGGCGAGACAAAAUGCGGUACCUCACGCCAUGCAUUGGGUGAAAGGAUCAGUUAUGGCGCCGCUCGACGAAAUGUUCUACGUCGCUCUCGGCCUUCGAGUGGGUGGUAUUCAUGACUUCACCGACGGUCCUGAAAAGCCUUGGAAGAAUAAGAACAACAAAGCAACUGUCAACUUCUAUAACGCUCAAGACAAUUGGUUUCCGACUUGGUUCGAUGCUAACCUGAAAGUGGAAUAUGUUAAAGUCUACGCUUUGUAAUUAGUACGAGCUAUUUUAUGUGCUCCUGAUACAGUCGCGGAAAAUCGCGAUGUUCCAG